CACCCCGGUCGCCCGGCCAGCGGGACGCGCGUGCCGUCCAGAACCCGACGGGGGCGGGCCCGCGGGCCCGGGACCGCGCGGCCGGGGCCUCGGGAUUCGCCGGCCGCUUCCCCCGGGAGCCGCCGCGGCAAAGCCGGGUUGGGGCGGCCGGGCCCGGCCAGCGCCCUCUAGGCAGCGGAAGUGGAGCUUGCUUUACAUCCGUCCUCCCCGCCUCGCAGAGUUGGGAGAAGGAAGGCUGGGGGGGUGUGGAAAAAUAAAGGAAAAGUCCUUGCACCAUGUAGAUCAGCGCCCCCCACCCUGGCACCCCGGCCGGCCGGGGCCUCCCAGUCUGCGCCAUGAACGCGAGCGGCGAGGGCGAGAGCUUCCCGGGCUCGGUGCAAAUUCCAGGUGGCACAACGGUGCUGGUCGAGCUGACUCCUGACAUCCACAUCUGUGGCAUCUGCAAGCAGCAGUUUAACAACCUGGAUGCCUUUGUAGCUCACAAGCAAAGUGGCUGCCAGCUGACCAGCGCGUCUGCAGCGGCGCCCAGCACUGUCCAGUUUGUAUCCGAGGAAACAGUGCCUGCCACCCAGGCGCAGACGGCCACCAGGACCAUCACCUCGGAGACCCAGACGAUCACAGUUUCAGCUCCUGAAUUCGUUUUUGAGCAUGGCUAUCAAACCUACCUGCCCACGGAAAGUAACGAAAACCAGACAGCCACGGUCAUCUCUCUCCCUGCCAAGUCUCGUACCAAAAAGCCUGCAACCCCACCUGCUCAGAAGAGGCUUAACUGUUGCUAUCCAGGUUGCCAGUUCAAAACUGCCUAUGGCAUGAAGGACAUGGAGCGUCACUUAAAAAUCCACACAGGAGACAAACCCCACAAGUGUGAAGUGUGUGGCAAGUGCUUCAGCCGGAAGGACAAGCUGAAGACGCACAUGCGGUGCCACACGGGCGUGAAGCCCUACAAGUGCAAGACGUGUGACUACGCCGCCGCGGACAGCAGCAGCCUCAACAAGCACCUGCGGAUUCACUCUGACGAGCGGCCCUUCAAGUGCCAGAUCUGCCCCUACGCCAGCCGCAACUCCAGCCAGCUCACCGUGCACCUGCGCUCCCACACGGCAUCAGAGCUAGAUAACGAUGUCCCAAGAGCAGCCGGCCUCCCUGCUGAAAACAGCGACACCGAGAAGGUCCCUGCCAUCACCCUUCCCUCAGAAUCGAGGGAACAGACAGCCACCCUUGGAGAGAGGACAUUCAACUGUUGCUAUCCAGGUUGCCACUUCAAAACCGUUCAUGGCAUGAAAGAUUUGGACCGCCAUCUAAGAAUCCACACGGGAGACAAACCGCACAAGUGUGAGUUCUGUGACAAGUGCUUCAGCCGGAAGGACAACCUGACCAUGCACAUGCGGUGCCACACCAGCGUGAAGCCACACAAGUGUCACCUGUGUGACUACGCCGCCGUGGACAGCAGCAGCCUCAAGAAGCACCUGCGGAUUCACUCUGACGAGCGGCCGUACAAGUGCCAGCUCUGCCCCUACGCCAGCCGCAACUCCAGCCAGCUCACCGUGCACCUGCGCUCCCACACGGGGGACACCCCCUUCCAGUGCUGGCUCUGUAGCGCCAAGUUCAAAAUCAGCUCGGACCUGAAAAGGCACAUGAUCGUGCACUCGGGGGAGAAGCCUUUCAAGUGCGAGUUCUGCGACGUCCGCUGCACCAUGAAGGCGAACCUCAAGUCUCAUGUCCGCAUCAAGCACACCUUCAAGUGUCUGCACUGCGCCUUCCAGGGCCGGGACCGGGCCGACCUCCUGGAGCACAGCCGGCUGCACCAGGCCGACCACCCCGAGAAGUGCCCCGAGUGCAGCUACUCGUGCUCCAGCGCGGCCGCCCUGCGCGUGCACAGCAGGGUCCACUGCCAGGACCGUCCCUUCAAGUGCGACUUCUGCAGCUUCGACACCAAGCGGCCCAGCAGCCUGGCCAAGCACAUCGACAAGGUGCACAGGGACGAGGCCAGGACGGAGAACCGGGCCCCGCGGGGCAAGGAAGGGCCCAGAGAGGGCGGCGCUCAGCACGUGGCCAAGAUAGUGACCCAGCGGGCCUUCCGCUGCGAGACCUGUGGUGCCUCCUUCGUCAGGGAUGACUCCCUGAGGUGCCACAAGAAGCAGCACAGCGACCAGAGUGAGAACAAGAACUCGGACCUGGUCACCUUCCCACCCGAAAGCAGUGCCUCCGGGCAGCUGGGCGCCCUGGUCUCCGUGGGGCAGCUCGAGGCGUCCCUGGAGCCCAGCCAGGACCUCUAGCCCCGCCAGGGAGGACCGUCCCUUCUCGGGGACUCCAGGCAAAUGCCGUUUCCCGGCCUCCAAGGCGAGGCCGUGCAGCCAGACUUAGGGCAGCUCCGGCUUCAGAGCCUCAGGGCCAUGGCUGAGGUGACAGUGGCGUGAGGACAGAGCUACGCCGUGGAGAAACUCCUCCACGUUGCCGUCUUCCCUCCAAGAAUUACCUGAGCAGACCGACUUGGUGGUUCGGAGUUGGGUCCGCUGAGCACUGCUCUACAUCCUGUGCGCAGAGCUGCUUCGUGAUGGAUUCCAACUUUAAAACUCAUCCAUCCCGGAUGGAAUUAAACCAGGCAGGUGACACAGAAAACUUCUCUGUAUCGGGAUGGGCUAGGUGAGGAAGGGAUACGCGGAGGAUCUGGGGUGGUUGUUACGAGUGUUCGCCUCAUGCAUUUGUGGUUUUCUUAUCUGUUGUCUUACAAUAAAGGCAGACUCAUGGCAUUGAUAGAACGAUGUAAAAGGAACGCUCCAGUCUCUGCAUUCCUCUGCAGACAGGCGAUGGUGGGGGUUCUCCAUCCUCCACCCCAUCCGGUACCUUCAUUAUCAGUUGGGCACGUGGGGUUUCUCAGCGAGUCAGUGCUGCAGCUAAGCGAGAUACACAGUGUGACCUGUAGGUGGCGCCAAAGAUCAAGCUAACACCAACCCAGCCUGUGACUGCGAAUUGUGGACUUCAAGAUCCCGUAUAUUUUCAUUCACGAAGAAAAGCCCAGGGAGCCCUGGGCGGUUGGGUCUGGAAUAUGAUGUGCGGGACAGCCUCCGACCAGCCUCUCUUUCAUCACAGACAGCCUUUAAUGUUGGAACCAACCAACAACUGAAAAUCCACCCUUCCCGCAGAUGGACCCUGUAUUCAACUGACGCUUAGAAAGCAAUGGAAUCUGAGUGGAUGUAUCUUAUCCAAGUUGCUUUGUUUGCUCUACUUGGGCAUCUUUUUUUUUUUUUUUUUCAAAUACUGCCUUUUUAAAAAAUAUAAAUUCUUGUGUGCCCUCGA
This is a messenger RNA of Microcebus murinus (gray mouse lemur), 3294 nucleotides long. NCBI's taxonomy places the organism in Eukaryota, Metazoa, Chordata, Mammalia, Primates, Cheirogaleidae. The record is from RefSeq and is a predicted model, not a curated record.